UCCCUAACAUUCGAAGUGUUCACAAUUUCAUUUGAAACUUUUAGCGCCGUUGCUCGCAAACACCAAAAUUAAAGCAGCCAAAGUAUAAUGCAAAGAACGAUAGCAAAUUUCGUAAAAAUCUUCGUUGUAAUUUCGUUAAUUUGUCACUAUGUAAAAGCACAACAAAAUCAAGUAAGUCCGAAACUAGAUUUUAAUGAUGAUGACAAUAAGGAUAACUCAACGAUAUCAGCCAAUAAACAAGGACGAUCUGAAGAUCGUAACAGCGAAAGAAACAAAGAGGAUGACACUGAUAAAAACUCCGGAAAAUCUGGACCUAAAAUCCAUGGGGUCAGAGUAACUGUGGAUACCGGCGAUGGACAGACAUCUAAAGAAUCAAAAGAGAGUGUCGAAAUCACCGAUUUGGGUAAAAAUAAGAAACGCGUUGGCAUUCAUACGGACAUAACCUUCGAAAUCACGGCCGGAGGAGAUGCCCAUGAUAACAAAACCAGCAGAGAGCAUGAUGUCGAUGAGAAAGAAGAUGCCAGCGUACCUAUUUUCAAAGGUAGAGGAGGAUCCGGUUCUCAUAAGAAUCGAAAACCUCUAGACCCCAAAUCACAGUGGAACCCCAAUUUUUCAGCAGAGCGCAGAAGUUAUGAUCAUUCCGGGCGUGGCCAUUAUCCCGAUUACCAAGAAUAUUAUCCUAGUAACAUACCAGUUUAUAUGGGUUCGGGAGGGAGUGGUCAUGGAGGUGGCGGUUCCGUUUAUCGCACACCUGAUGGCUGGAACAGCUAUAUACCUCGAUCUAAUUAUUGGACAACCGAACGCGCAUAUUCUAAUGCCUACAAACCUAACGAUGUUUCCGGAUACCGUGUAAGUCCAAGUUGGAAGCCUUGUUAUUGUAUAACAAACGACAAUGAAUACCGAAGGCGUCGUGACAACAGACAACACCAGCAACACCACCAUGAUCAGCAUGAUCAAAACGAAGGUGUUGUAAAGCCCACAAGUUCGUUAAUUGAGAUUAUUGAUGGAAAAUUGGAGAAAAGGUUGUUCAGCAAAUAACUGCAUUUUGCAUAUAUUUUUAUAUGUUUUUGUUUCAAAUAACCGAAAAAAAACCGGUAACAUUGUUAAUUGGAAAAGAAUAAAAUUGAUUUCAAGGAAAAAUA
Stomoxys calcitrans (stable fly) is the source of this 1142-nucleotide messenger RNA. RefSeq lists its product as uncharacterized. The record is from RefSeq and is a predicted model, not a curated record. Bases 88 to 1038 code for a protein of 316 amino acids. The transcript is spliced from 4 exons. Lineage: Eukaryota; Metazoa; Arthropoda; Insecta; Diptera; Muscidae.